GGAGGAAACGGGAAAUACACUGCCAGAGAGAGAGGGAGAGAGAGAGACUGGAAGCCUGCAGCAGCAAAUGAGACAGAACAACGAGGCGGGAGAGGUAGAAAGAGAGACAGAGAGGGAGGGAGGUGGAGAGGGGCCCGUGUAGGAGAGAGGGCUACAGGGUGAGGAAGACGAAGGAGCAAGAGAAAGUUAGGUGAAGUAAGAGAAGGAGGACUCGGGGAAAAUACAGACGCAUAGGUUAGCAACUACAGAAGAGAAGAAGAAGGGAAACAACAGACAGGAAGGAAGGGGAGGGAGAAGUCUUGUGCAGAGAGUAGAAAAAGAGCUGGAGAAAAGUUUUCUUGUGGGAAGACGCAUAUGAGGAAAAGAGAGUAAGCGAAUGACUGGGGUGGAGAGAGCUGGGAAGGGAGGAAACCAAUUGUUUUCUAAAGCGUUUUCUACACAAAUCUCAGGACGUCUUUGGACAUGUACACAGAAGGCGCACAAACAACGGGACACCACCGAUUUCUUCAGCACAACAACAACCCCACCCCCUGCCCCUGCCAGCACUGCAUCCACUAUGAGCAGCCAUACAGCCAUCAUGGUGGGCCGGGAUGCAAACCAACAUCAGCCAGACAAACAGACCACCCAUCGCUGGACUGCAGGAGAGACAUCCAGGCUCCUCGGGUUAAAAACGUAGGAGACGGAGUUUUCGUAGUGGACAGAGCUGAGAGAAGCCCACAGAGGAGGCCUGUGUUUGCAGGGUCGGGCCCUUACAGCCAUUCAGAAGAGUUGAGCCAACUCUGCCCCUGGGAGUUGAACCCUGCCCAGUGGAACUACCCACUAGAGCCUAGGGUGAGACAUUAUUCAUCUGUCAGAGAACAGUGUGGCUGUGUGGUGCACAGCGACACCAGGGCACACCCGUUCAACGCUGGACUACCACAUCCUCUUCCUCAUCUUCAGGUCAAAGGUCAGAGACACAGGCACAGGAGGACUGUCAGGUAUGUUGCUGUGGAUGAGGAGGAAAGCUGUGGAUGCAAAUCUGAGAGCUACCACUUGGAGCUACACAAUCCCCAGCUGGGACAUUUGCACAUGUCGAAUGGCCACUGUGGGCCGAGACCUGUGUUCUUUGAGGGUGGAGAGGAAAUAGAUAGCCAUCAGGACCAGGGCAGACUGAAGGGUGGAUCAGAGGAGGAUUUUAAUGGAUGCAGUGGGUCUCAUAAAACCUUCUUCCCAACUGAAGUUCCACAAAAGCAUUUGACCCAAAGCAGACGGAAGGGGUCCUACGUCCCUCCCACAGGCAUCGCUAGUCCAGAAACCUCAAAAUCAACCACCAACAACGACCACCAGCACCAGGGUUUGGAAGUGACAAAGCAGAGGAGAAGGCAAGAUUCAGUAAGGGAUCAAAUCCGACAAGUGGUAACAGAUCUGGAGGACGUGUUGGGGGGUUUGAAGCAAGUUCACACUGAGAUGAAAGAGGUAGUGGACCAGAUUGAUCGUCUUACAGCCAGUAUCGACCUCAGUGAGGAGGCGCAAACUCAGAGGACAGCCAAUAACUUGCAAAACUGUACUCAUUUAGGAGACCUCAGGGUGGCUCCGCUGCCCAAUCACAAGCCUACUUCAGUUCAGGCAUCACAACACACCAAUGAAGAUUGCAUCAUCCUCAGAACUAACUCUCCCUCCCCUGUCCACAUGGCAUCAGUUGUCAAAACCAGCCGCUUCACCCCUCCCAGUCUCAAUAAGGAUGUCAGCCACGAAAAGGCAGAUGUAAAUGGCCACCCGCCUCACCUGUACCCUCGCAGAGACUCCAACCACAGCGGUCAAACUCAGCUAGAACAUCACCCGCAGACCCUAGACCCUAAGGUCAUCAUAGGGAACAGCACCUCCUACCCAAGAACUCAAAAGCCUCCACCUUACCCCCAAAACGGUCGGUGCGGGAAGGGUGCAUAUGCACCUUCCAAGCCUGCGAGGACCCCUGCCAACCCUGGGAGAGGCCGUCAGAGCACCAGCAUGGUGUGAAGGAGGGGGUUGAUAUGCCCCAGUGCCACGGGGGCCUGAAACAUGAGACCCUGCUGCAGUGAGUGGAGGUCAGAGAGGGACCAGGCAGGGGAAGAACUCAUGUGUAACUGAGUCAUAACUUCGAAGGAACUGAGACUUGGCAGCAGUUCAGUGGUAUUUGGCAAAAGAAGACCCCAUAGCUGCUUGACUCCAAUCAUGUGACACAAAAAAGGCAUCAUUAUAUUUACAGGAUGAUCAUAGCUCUGACUCAGAAUUGGCAUAAUUUACUGUUAGGGGUUGAUGAGGAGGUACUGAGCCUUUGUUCUCAUGCCACAGUCAGAUAUGUCGUUACUGACAGUGAGCUAGAAGCAGACUUAAUAACAAGAUGGCAUCUGUAAAAAAAGUCCCUGUAGCAGAAGUGGAAAAUUAAACAUGAUACAUACAGUUAAGCACUGAGACCACCUUUACAGAUGCUGCAGAUACAGGCAUGCAUGUUUCUGUACUUCCCUCUUGUGCAGACUAUGUGUAACUGCAAUCUAUUUUUCUGGCCUUUUGAAGUUGGGCAAGCACAAUCUGGUUUUAAUCAUAAAACCCCCUGGCUCCAUGCCAGAACAGAGUGAGGCAAACUCUUGGUAUAUUUGUGACGUCCAUAUAAACAGGAGCAACCCUACGCAGCAAAUCAGCUCUCCACCUAUUGCUGCAGGGACAGACGCGCUUGCGAGGCUGCAGCCUUCAGGUUGAGACUGGCAGACAGAGGAAACAGGUCAAAAAUGUGCACGUUCCUGAACUUUUCAUUCAUUUGAAAAUUGGUUAUGUAAUGUUCCUUCUCUGCUUAAUACUGUUCUUUCAAAGUUUUUAAAGCAUCAAUGCUGUUGGCAUUUCAAAGGCCUGAAUCAUCUUAAUUAGUCACCUCACUCAGGUUCAGUGUUUAAAUGGCACAAAACACUUGUAAAGAAAUCCUGUUGCACACUAAAAUACUUUCCUUCCACACUUCUUCUUUAUUAUUUUUUGUAAGGUUUAAAGAAUCCCCAGUUUUUUUCAGGUUUAAUAUUUAAUUUAGGUGAAAUUCACACGCAAAAGUGAGGAAUGAAAAAAUGCUCACAAGCUAGUUAGUAGCAGAAGAUGCGCACUGAUUAAUAUCAUAGGAUCACUAUUAGCAAAUGUGUGUGUACAGCCUAGGACAACAUUCAUUUGAUCUCAACAGAUAAACAGAAGAAAAUAAGAAGAAGCAGACUCAAAUGUUAAUAAUAAACCCACGGCUUUCAAUAAGGUCUUCAAACCAUUUGGUGCUCUGACCCUAAUUAUAAACUUUGCUACUUAUAUUACAGCCACAGCUGGAUAACUGACUGGGAGAAGUUAGAAAUACCUCCAAUUCAAAUUUUGUUGUAUGAUUGUAUGAGUGAAUGAUUCUAUCUAAACGUGUGUUUUAUCAACUUACCUGAAACUAACUUAUACACAGUAAAACAGUACGUCAGAUAGCAUUCCAGUGCUGGUUGCUUUCUGGAUACUUGAUGAGUGGGUACUGUGAAUCUUCAUAGUUUAUUCCUUUAUAUUUUAAACUUACCAGCAACUUUAUUUUUGUCCCUUAUGUUCUGUUUUCUUUUUUUUUGUCAUUGCUAUUGAUGUGUGAAGAUUUAUUAAAAAGAAUAACAUUUCCUGCAUCUACUUUCCAAAAAUGGCCUUACUCUCAAGGUCUAAACUUUUUUGAGGUCAUUGCAAAGUCAGAAGCUCUUGCCACAUGCUUCAAUAACAGUCUGAUUUACAGCGCUCAUUCAUAAACAAGACAACAUGACUUGACUCACAAGGACACGUUCUGUUUCUGUGGUUUCAUCAUUGAAAGAGGCUACAGGAAAAUCCUUGAGACACAGUUUGCAUGCACAGUGUCUGACUGAGGAGCAGCACUGAGUGUCAGCGACUAAGUUCUGAAUUGAUAUUUUUUUCCCUUCCUGUCUCUGAUACGU
Molecule: messenger RNA, 3935 nt
Organism: Acanthochromis polyacanthus (spiny chromis)
Lineage: Eukaryota; Metazoa; Chordata; Actinopteri; Pomacentridae
Exons: 3
Coding region: 463-1995 (510 amino acids)
Biological process (GO): positive regulation of cell size; positive regulation of translation
Source: RefSeq, a predicted model, not a curated record